AUGAAGCUAGUGGACGUAAUACUUCAAGUGAGCAUUUUGAUGCUACUGACGCCUUUCACCAGUGCGUUCUAUUACUACAGCAAUGGCGGCGAACGCAAAUGCUUUUACAAAGAACUGGUGGAAGGAACGUUACUUCAGGGCAAGUACAACGUGGAAGUCUACGAUGAGAGUCUAAAGCUCUACAAGGCACCUACCAAGAAUGAGAUCUCGGUUGUUGUGGACGUUGAGGAAGUUUUUGAUGACAACCACAGAGUCAUGAACCCCAAAGGAGGCGCCCGUGGUGAAUUCACGUUCAACGCGCUUGACUCUGGCGAGCACAAGAUCUGUAUACAGCCACAAGCACAAGGCUGGAUGGCGAAGGUCAAAACAAAGGUUGUGAUUGAGUUUGAGACUGGCUCAACUUCCAAUUUUGAUGUGAAAACGACCGAUGGCUACAAACCUCUGCAAACUAAGAUCGAGAUUUUGAAUGAGCGUGUUCUGGAACUAAAAAAAGAGCAGGAACUUGUCAGAGAGCGUGAAGCUAUGUUUAGAAAUGCUUCAGAAUCUGCUAACUCCCGUGCGAUGUGGUGGACGGUCUUCCAGGUUUUCAUCUUGGGUGGAACGUGCGCUUGGCAAUUGAGACAUCUACGCACCUUUUUCGUGAAGCAAAAGAUUUUGUAG
Messenger RNA from Lachancea lanzarotensis, 660 nucleotides. It is a transcript of the gene ERP1, whose product is annotated as LALA0S04e00628g1_1. Gene Ontology annotation, cellular component: COPII-coated ER to Golgi transport vesicle; endoplasmic reticulum-Golgi intermediate compartment; Golgi apparatus. Lineage: Eukaryota; Fungi; Ascomycota; Saccharomycetes; Saccharomycetales; Saccharomycetaceae. The transcript has a single exon. The record is from RefSeq and is a predicted model, not a curated record. The coding region runs from base 1 to 660 and encodes 219 amino acids. Gene Ontology annotation, biological process: Golgi organization; intracellular protein transport; endoplasmic reticulum to Golgi vesicle-mediated transport.